This is a messenger RNA of Indicator indicator, 1031 nucleotides long. It is a transcript of the gene ELOC, whose product is annotated as elongin C. Lineage: Eukaryota; Metazoa; Chordata; Aves; Piciformes; Indicatoridae. The record is from RefSeq and is a predicted model, not a curated record. Gene Ontology annotation, cellular component: elongin complex. Gene Ontology annotation, molecular function: protein-macromolecule adaptor activity. Bases 7 to 426 code for a protein of 139 amino acids. The transcript is spliced from 4 exons. Gene Ontology annotation, biological process: ubiquitin-dependent protein catabolic process.
ACUUUGAUGGCCGGUGUAAUCGUCUACUGGACGCUCCAAUUGCAGAAGCUGCUGUUGAAAAGAAAGAUUUUUUUAUAUAAGAAGAGGAUGGAUGGAGAGGAGAAGACAUAUGGUGGGUGUGAGGGCCCAGAUGCGAUGUACGUGAAGCUGAUCUCCUCCGAUGGCCAUGAGUUCAUUGUAAAAAGAGAGCAUGCAUUAACAUCAGGAACAAUAAAAGCCAUGCUGAGUGGGCCAGGACAGUUUGCAGAAAACGAAACGAACGAGGUGAAUUUCAGAGAGAUCCCAUCCCAUGUCCUAUCCAAAGUCUGCAUGUAUUUCACCUACAAGGUCCGCUACACCAACAGCUCUACGGAGAUUCCUGAAUUCCCCAUCGCACCUGAAAUUGCACUGGAACUUCUGAUGGCUGCAAACUUCUUAGAUUGUUAAAUAAAAUAAAUUAUAACUAAAAAAAAAAAAACAACCAACAAACAAAAAAACCCAACAAAAAUGUAACUUUUUUCAGUAUUUAAUACAUGUAUUUCAGUGAGUAACUUUUUUCAGAUAGCAUGUUGUGUGUGUGCUGUUGAGAGCUGCUGAAGUGCAGCGGCAGGGUGGCUGCUCUCAGCCCUGCUGCAGAUAGCAAUCCUUCAGCUGGAGUUUGUUUUGCUUCUGACACAAAUUAAGGACCUUUUCACAAACAGACAAAUAAACACAUCUGCCAAUUAGUAGAUGGCUAUGCCGUAUCCUUUAGGUGUGGUAGAACCUCCUUCUCAUACCAUGACCAUAGCAAACCCUGGAGCUGAGUUGAAUGCUCUCUCCGAGGUAACCGUAGUGAAAUAUUAGUAGCUGUUCAGAGUUUCUAACCUUCUCUUACUGUUCAUGUUUCUAAACAUCUGAAUUUAAUCUCCUUUGUAAGAUAGCUGUCCUUUAGCAUAGCCACACUAACGAGGUGAGAAGUGUCCUCCCUGACGUUUGUAUUCUAAUAGCAAUAUUCCACUGGGUUGUGCUGGGGCCUUGAGCAACCUGGUCUAGUGGAAGGUGUCCCUGUGGCG